CACCAAGGAAACCUCCUCCUAAAACGGGUAAAAAAAGACCAUCCAAUCAGAAGGCUUCGUGGUAGAAGCUCCGUUUCAAGUAGGAGCUGCUGAUUGAGCCUUUAUAGAAGAAAAAAAUCCAUUUCCAGACGUUUGGAUGUAGUAUCUACGACCAGUAGCACGAUGUCGGGAGACAGUCGCAGCCGUUUGAGAGCCGCCUUCUUCCCGCCCUGGUGGUCCGCCUCCUUGCUUUGCGCUGCAAGUCUCUUGACCACAGAAUGGAAAUGUGCACGAGGGAUGCGGGUGACAUCCACGGGUCCACAGACCAUCCAUCAGGCGGAGGGAGGGAGCGUGAGUUUGGGCUGCAGGUACACGGCGAGCCCUUCGGACAGCGGAGAACUCGACAUCGAGUGGACCGCGGUCAGUCCGGACGCCACGCACGAGGACCAGACGCUCUUGUCGUACACCAGCGGAACUAUACACAUCCACGGUUACCUCGCCCUUGCCAGAGGGCUUCGCUUUGCCGCUCCUGACCCCUCGACGGGCGACGCGUCGAUCUCAAUCGCUCCGCUGUCGCCUGCUCAUAGUGCGACUUACCGGUGCAAAGUGAGGAAAUCACCUGGAGUGGACACGCGCAAGGUGACGCUGGUGGUAAUGGUGAAGCCGUCGGUGCCCGAGUGCUGGGUGGAGGGAGCGGAGCUGGUGGGGGGGGCGGUGUCUCUGCACUGCAAGUCGUGGCGAGGCUCCGCCCCCUUAGAGUACAGCUGGAGGAGAGAGAGCGCCGCCCCCCUCCCUGCUGCCAGCACGCAGGACGUCGUGACCGGGGAGCUGAGGAUUACCAAUCACUCGCAGAGCAACGCGGGAUUCUACCGCUGUGAGGCGCACAAUGCAGCCGGAGCCCAGCACUGCGGGGUCAGCCUGAGAGCAGAGAGGCCCCCAAACAGAGCGGCAAUUCUCGUCGGCACGGCCGUGGGUUCCCUGCUCUUCAUCUUCGUCCUGCUCGUCUUCAUCGGGAUCCUCUAUUGGAAGCUGAGCGACAGACACGUCGUGACCGGGGAGCUGAGGAUUACCAAUCACUCGCAGAGCAACGCGGGAUUCUACCGCUGUGAGGCGCACAAUGCAGCCGGAGCCCAGCACUGCCGGGUCAGCCUGAGAGCAGAGAGGCCCCCAAACAGAGCGGCGAUUCUCGUCGGCACGGCCGUGGGUUCCCUGCUCUUCAUCUUCGUCCUGCUCGUCUUCAUCGGGAUCCUCUAUUGGAAGCUGAGCGACAGACGUCGCUCUGAGGAGCUCUGA
This is a messenger RNA of Pseudoliparis swirei, 1272 nucleotides long. RefSeq names its product coxsackievirus and adenovirus receptor homolog. Bases 163 to 1272 code for a protein of 369 amino acids. Lineage: Eukaryota; Metazoa; Chordata; Actinopteri; Perciformes; Liparidae. The transcript has 9 exons. The record is from RefSeq and is a predicted model, not a curated record.